GGCACCUCUUGGAUCGUCUCUGCCGCCGAGUUCUCGUCCUCCUCCCGGCUGGGCCGCCCCUCCGCGCGGCCCCCUGCGGCUCCUGGCACGGCCCCGCGCUCUGCUGCCGCCCUGGCGCGCGCCUCCCUGUCGUCCCCGGACGGGCGCGGACCACCUCGGCCCGCGCGCCGGCGGCUGGGCAGGGGGCGCUGGCCCCGGGGCCGCGCGUGCGCCGUCACCAACCUGGGGCUGUCGGUGGACGGCGAGUGCUGGCUCCGAGGGGACGCGACGCCCUACGGGGCCAACGGGCCGCGCUCCGCAGCUGCCGGCUCGACUCAUCCCUUUUCGGGCCCUGGGGCGGGGCUGGGGUCGGUGUCGGGGCUGGUGGGGGCCCCGCCCCCGUCCCCGGGCCUGCCCCCCUCGUGGGCCGCGAUGAUGGCGUCCCUGUACCCGAGCACCGACCUCUCGGGCGCCUCCUCCUGCUCCCUGCCUUCCUCCCCAUCUUCCUCUUCGUCGCCCAACGAGGUGAUGGCGCUGAAGGAUGUGCGGGAGGUGAAGGAGGAGAACACCCUGAAUGAGAAGCUUUUCUUGCUGGCGUGCGACAAGGGUGACUAUUAUAUGGUUAAAAAGAUUUUGGAGGAAAACAGUUCAGGUGACUUGAACAUAAAUUGCGUAGAUGUGCUUGGGAGAAAUGCUGUUACCAUAACUAUUGAAAAUGAAAACUUGGAUAUACUGCAGCUUCUUUUGGACUACGGUUGUCAGUCCGCAGAUGCACUUUUGGUGGCAAUCGACUCUGAAGUAGUUGGAGCUGUUGAUAUACUACUUAAUCAUCGACCAAAACGAUCAUCAAGACCAACUAUAGUAAAACUAAUGGAGCGAAUUCAGAAUCCUGAGUAUUCAACAACUAUGGAUGUUGCACCUGUCAUUUUAGCUGCUCAUCGUAACAACUAUGAAAUUCUUACAAUGCUACUAAAGCAGGAUGUAUCUCUGCCCAAGCCCCAUGCUGUCGGCUGUGAAUGUACAUUGUGUUCUGCAAAAAACAAAAAGGACAGCCUCCGACAUUCCAGGUUUCGUCUUGAUAUAUAUCGAUGUUUGGCAAGUCCAGCUCUAAUAAUGUUAACAGAAGAGGACCCAAUUCUGAGAGCAUUUGAACUUAGUGCUGAUUUAAAAGAACUAAGCCUUGUAGAGGUGGAAUUCAGGAAUGAUUAUGAGGAACUAGCCCGGCAGUGUAAAAUGUUUGCUAAAGAUUUGCUUGCACAAGCCCGAAAUUCACGUGAAUUGGAAGUUAUUCUAAAUCAUACAUCUAGUGAUGAGCCUCUUGACAAACGGGGAUUACUAGAAGAAAGAAUGAAUUUGAGUCGUCUAAAGCUUGCUAUCAAAUAUAAUCAAAAGGAGUUUGUCUCCCAGUCGAACUGCCAGCAGUUUCUGAACACUGUUUGGUUUGGACAGAUGUCAGGUUACCGACGAAAGCCUACCUGUAAGAAGAUAAUGACUGUUUUGACAGUUGGCAUCUUCUGGCCAGUUUUGUCACUGUGUUAUUUGAUAGCUCCCAAGUCUCAGUUUGGCAGAAUCAUUCACACACCAUUUAUGAAAUUUAUUAUUCAUGGAGCAUCUUAUUUCACAUUUCUACUAUUAUUAAACCUAUAUUCGCUUGUCUACAAUGAAGAUAAGAAAAACACAAUGGGCCCAGCUCUAGAAAGAAUAGAUUAUCUUCUCAUACUGUGGAUUAUUGGUAUGAUUUGGUCAGACAUUAAAAGACUCUGGUAUGAGGGGUUGGAAGACUUUUUAGAAGAAUCUCGUAAUCAACUCAGUUUUGUCAUGAAUUCACUUUAUUUGGCCACCUUUGCACUUAAAGUGGUUGCUCACAACAAGUUUCAUGAUUUUGCUGAUCGGAAGGACUGGGAUGCAUUCCAUCCUACACUGGUGGCAGAAGGCCUUUUUGCAUUUGCAAAUGUUCUGAGUUAUCUUCGUCUCUUUUUCAUGUAUACAACAAGUUCUAUUUUGGGUCCAUUACAGAUUUCAAUGGGACAGAUGUUACAAGAUUUUGGAAAAUUUCUUGGAAUGUUCCUCCUUGUUCUGUUUUCUUUCACGAUUGGACUGACACAAUUAUAUGAUAAAGGCUAUACUCCCAAAGAACAGAAGGACUGUGUAGGAAUCUUUUGUGAAGAGCAAAGUAAUGAUACUUUCCAUUCGUUCAUUGGCACUUGCUUUGCUUUGUUUUGGUAUAUUUUUUCCUUAGCACAUGUGGCAAUCUUUGUCACAAGGUUUAGCUAUGGAGAAGAAUUGCAGUCCUUUGUUGGAGCCGUUAUUGUUGGUACAUACAAUGUCGUGGUUGUGAUAGUGCUUACCAAGCUGCUGGUGGCAAUGCUUCACAAAAGCUUUCAGUUGAUAGCAAAUCAUGAAGACAAAGAAUGGAAGUUUGCUCGAGCAAAGUUGUGGCUUAGCUACUUUGAUGACAAAUGUACAUUACCCCCACCUUUCAAUAUCAUUCCUUCACCAAAGACUAUCUGCUAUAUGAUUAGUAGCCUCAGUAAAUGGAUUUGCUCUCAUACAUCUAAGGGCAAAGUUAAACGGCAAAACAGUUUAAAGGAAUGGAGAAAUCUGAAACAAAAGAGAGAUGAAAACUACCAAAAAGUGAUGUGCUGCUUAGUACAUCGUUACUUAACUUCCAUGAGACAAAAGAUGCAAAGUACAGACCAGGCAACUGUAGAAAAUCUGAAUGAGCUACGGCAAGAUCUCUCAAAAUUCCGAAAUGAAAUUAGGGAUUUGCUUGGCUUUAGGACUUCUAAGUAUGCUAUGUUUUACCCACGAAAUUGAUAUUUUUCUAAAUCAUGUAGAGAAUAAUUUUCAACAAUAUAUAUGAGACUGUAUUUGCAUAACCUGGAAUUAUACUAAAAGAUAUAUAGUGAAAUAACUAUGUAAAAGCCAUUCUUUAAAUUGUUUAUAGCAUAAUAUAUGUUAUGUAAAAAUGGUGUAUAUAGAAUUAGUUUUUUAAAACCUCUGUAGAUGACUUUUUGCAGGGGAAAAACAGAUUUAAGUAGACUUUGUUUGCAUGUUACUUGGUUUUCGUAUUUGAACAAUAUUUUCACAUUUUCUGUGAUUAGAAGACCAGUUUUAGGGGUGGACAUUGCCAGAAGGAUAUGUAAAAUGAAGAUCAACUAAUAUGAGCUGAUCUUCUUCCAUAAAAUAAACUUGAAAUUUAGAAGUUGUCAUUAAAAAAAAUCUAUUUUAGGAGUUUAAAUAUAGCUUAGUGUUUAUUGUUUAGGAAUAUAGUUUUAUCAAAAAUAAUAGUCUAUUUUUUCUUUUAUUUUGUUAUUAAGUAACAAAGGAAAACCCCUAAUGAAUAUUUUAUUUAUAUGUCUGUAUAGAUCUGAAUUCAUUUCAGUCUUCGUUAUUGUAACAUAUUUACUUUUACAUGGUUGUGAUCACUUUUUUUAAUAGUUUUUUUAUAUAUACAUUUCCAUGUAUUGAGAUAUAUAGUUCACAUAUUUAAAUUUUAUACAAUGAUAUAGUUUUGGAAAAUAUAGUUAGUAUGUAUCUUUAGCAUAUUUGAUGAUAAGUUUGUGUAGUUCUCUAAGACUGCAUUUAGUGGUGUUUUGAUUUUUCUUUAUAGUAAUAGUAUCAUCUUUUUUCAAGUUGGCAUCAGUGUUCAUGGUUUUAUAGCUAACCCAAAAUAUGGAUUCAAAGAUUCUUCUUUAACAUGUUUGGCCACAGCCUAUUUUUGGUUUUGUGAGCAUUAGAGGACUCUUUAAUGCAAGGCUCUAUUUUAUAUUUGGUCUGAGGUUCUGGAGCUUAACUUCCAAAGUCUUUUCUACAGAAUUCAGCAUAGCUUCUAUAAAAACGACUUCAUGCUUACUUGUAAAUUAUUCUUGCUGCUUAAGAUACAUAGCAUUGGUUUUUUUUUUCUUAACUGGAGAAUAAAAUGUGUAUUUUCCCCUGUGUUCAUGUAAGCAUUUCCAGUUAAGGGGCUAUUAGAUAUAUAAUUAUCUUCUUAACUGAAUGUCAGAUGGUCUUAAGGCCACAGGGUGCAGGUAGCCCUUGGUCUAUAAGUACCACCAACCCAGGGAUCAGUUUCCAAUGUUAGUGUUGUGUUUUAUGUUAGUUUUAUAUUGGGCUUUUUUUUUCUUUUAUUUUUCCCAUUUUUUUAAUCUUAUAAUUUCCAAAUUAUAAGUGUCCCCUCUUUGGGGAAGAUUCUUAUAAAAAUGUUUAUUGUAAAGUUAUAUAUUUUGUCUAUGAUGGGGUUAUGCAUCCCCAGUUGGGAUUUUACAACAGAGUUUUUAGUCAUUCUAAAAAAUACCUUAUUAUAAAAUCAAAAUAUUUAUAGAGUGCCUAUGUGUGCAUGAGUAACUUCAGAGGUAUAUUUGGAAUGACAGCAUAGUAUAAGAACAAAGGUUAAUAAAAACUUAUUAUAGAUUAUAAA
Erinaceus europaeus (western European hedgehog) is the source of this 4399-nucleotide messenger RNA. It is a transcript of the gene TRPC1, whose product is annotated as transient receptor potential cation channel subfamily C member 1. Lineage: Eukaryota; Metazoa; Chordata; Mammalia; Eulipotyphla; Erinaceidae. Bases 412 to 2796 code for a protein of 794 amino acids. Gene Ontology annotation, biological process: manganese ion transport; regulation of cytosolic calcium ion concentration; calcium ion transmembrane transport. Gene Ontology annotation, cellular component: cation channel complex; membrane. Gene Ontology annotation, molecular function: inositol 1,4,5 trisphosphate binding; protein binding; store-operated calcium channel activity. The transcript has 13 exons. The record is from RefSeq and is a predicted model, not a curated record.